Funneliformis geosporum is the source of this 1596-nucleotide messenger RNA. The record is from the annotation of a GenBank genome assembly. NCBI's taxonomy places the organism in Eukaryota, Fungi, Glomeromycota, Glomeromycetes, Glomerales, Glomeraceae.
AUGCCUCGUAAACUUUCAUAUCUAGGCAGGUUUCUUUCUCCAGUGAAUUCCUUGAAUGUUUUAAACAAAAUAAAUACUUCGAUGGAUACCAAUAUAUCUACGCACAACCAUAAUGGCUCAAUAAAACCUGUAAUUUUUUAUAAUGGCAGAUUUCAUUUUGUUGAAGAGGAUACCGCUGCUAAGUUCCAUUUUGAUACAGACUAUGCUUUAUUUCAAAUAUAUAACUUAAAAGGUACAAAACAUGAUAUUAUUGAAGCAAUUACAGACGUUGCGGGACCCGCGGGUUCUAUAUCUUUCUUGAAUGAUUUUGAAAGAACUUUUUCAAGAUGCUCGGAUCAUAGGAUAGAAUUAAGAGCUGGCUCAUCUAUCGAAAUAAAUGAUCCGGCUAAAUUAAAGGUCAAAAUCAAGUUUAGUAAUAAAUCUCAUGUUGACGUUGUGGAAGGUCUUCGAACAUCCACUUCAAUUGCCGAACUAACUCUUAAUGGCUUUGCAGAUUGGGUGCCAUUAGAUAGCACAAGUUACGAAUGCAUUAUACAAUCAUCAGAGACAUCGCAUGAUAAUUCGAUUACAAAAUCAGAAUCAGAAUCUAGGCACACAAUCUUACGAGCUUUAAGUGAUAAUAUUGAUCCGGUAUUGCUAGACGUGGUUAUUGAUGAUUUGUUGGAUGAUUUUGAAUCUGGAGCCUUCAGGAAAUUAUUUCCCGGUCCGAUCGUACGUGUCGAUCGAGGCAUUAAUGAAGUUGUCAUGACCGUAGUUUUGACACGUGGUCGUUACCCAUUUGAUGAAGAUAUGGGAAAGAUAUUCAUUGAAAUUCUCAAUGCUUUAAUUCAAGAUCGCAAAAUUGAAAAAAAAUUUGAUAAGCAUAUAUAUGAUUCGUUUUUCCUGUUGGUGGUGCGUAUAUUAAACUUGAUACGUGAUUUGGUUCAUCUGAACGAGACAUAUGAAGAUUUUCAUUCACCUGGAGUAUGUCCGUUAUUUGCUAAUUCAAUAAAAUUUAUGAAAGUCAAAUAUAUUGAAAGUCUUACUGACUUGGAAAAAGCAUUAAUUGACAUUGGAUUUGAUAAUUUUGAAGAUCGCCUUCAAGAACUUACGAUGAUGAUUCGUGAGGUGGAUCGUUGCGUAGAAACAGCAUAUGGAAAUUUACAAGCUGAUGUAGAAAAAUGGAAAAAACGCAGAAGCAUGGCCAAUUUUUCUUAUUUUUUAUCAAUACUUAUAGCUAUUGCAUUACCAUCGAUAUAUCAUUAUUAUCGUCAAACAGAAUAUGUUCCAUUUGGUCCCAUAACGUCAAUACUUGGAUGCGUUCUUGGUUUUUUUUGUGCAUUUUGGCAUGGAUGGUCACGUAAUAGUUAUGAUAAAGCUAUUUCAUCGCAUAGGAAAGCCAUACCAAUUCAUUCUUCUACAACACAAAGUUUAGAUUCAUUGGAAAGAUGGUUAAAUAGAAUUUCAAUUGUUAAAAGAUGUAAAAUUCCAAUGAAUUAUAAUGAACUUAAAGGAAGAAAGGCAAUCUUAUCUUACCUUUUUGAUGAAUUGGUCUCUUCUGUUGCAGAAUUGAGACUAAGCAUUUGUUUAGAGGAUGAACUCAGAAGAUAUAGAUAA